Molecule: messenger RNA, 431 nt
Organism: Prorocentrum cordatum
Lineage: Eukaryota; Dinophyceae; Prorocentrales; Prorocentraceae
Source: the annotation of a GenBank genome assembly
AGAGCUGCAGGAGACAGGAGAGGAGGGAGGAGGAGAGGGAUGAAGAGCGUCGUUGCCAAAAGGAGCCUCGCCUCAAGAUCGGCACGGCGCUGCCAGGCUGCGAGGGGGCGGACAGAGGUCCAGCGCCGCCUCGCACGACAGGCGAAACGAUACACAUGCUGAAGUGGCGCCCUGUCGUCGCUGGGCCUUCGCAGAACGCGCUGCAAAAGCUCAUAUGGACCUGGCGCGUAACAAAAACCACACGCGUGAUUCUCGAUUCCAUCGCUCUCACGCCAGAGGCGAGACAAGCAGGACAAGACAGCGGCACGUGGCCCUCUGAACUCGUCCACGGAGCGGCCCCUAGAAUCUGGCCUGAUCGACAUAAUCAAACCGCUCCAGAACGGCCCCGCCAUGGGCGUGACAGAGCAUCGCCCGCCAAGCAGUCGCCAUGA